AUGUCGUUUUUAAAAUUCACUUAUAGAAACUCUUGGCGAUACUAUAGCCAGUCCACACGGCAUUUGCAUAAAAUAUCUAUAAGACAGCUAAUAAUACCUACAUCAAUCGCUUUUUAUUUGACCCAUAAUUCAGUUUCAAAACAAUAUCGUUUGAUAUACAAUGACUCCCUAAAACCGGAUCCCAAAGGUGACACUUUCGAAAUGGGCCUCUACGUUUCUUCCGAAAACGAAUUGCAGGAAAAGCUCAUAUCCUUCAGGUCGACAAAGAUCAUUGAAUCACCCAAUAAACUAAUAAGAUGUCUAAGGAUUCUUUGGUUCGGUUUCAACGAUAAUGUUGUCGAACCUGUAUGCACCAUUUUAAGGUUUUUAGAGAUUUCUGCCAUUUUUUUACCCCUUCUGCUGUUGUACCCCAUAUCAUGGUUCGGUCAUAAAUUUAGAGUUACGGAUACCAAUAUAACUGAAACUCGAGGUUCAUUAAUUUGGUGCCAACUGCUGCGUAAAGCAUUGGAAUUGGCUGGUCCUAGUUUCAUUAAACUCGGACAAUGGGCAGGGUCGAGAACCGAUAUAUUCUCUCACGCCUUGUGUCAUGAAUUAGGUAAAUUGCAUAGUAACGUGUCAGCACACUCUCUAAGCUUUACCCUAAAAAAGCUUUCCCAAGCUUUGAAGGUUGACAAGAUUGAAGAUGCUUUUGAUGAAUUUAAUCGUACACCAAUCGGAGUUGGGUCCAUCGCACAAGUUUACGUGGGUGAAUUAUCUCAGAAGUACAUUGAUAAAUAUGAUAAUAUACAAAUCGGAAAGGAUGGAAAUCGCUGGUGUGCAAUCAAGAUUUUGCAUCCAAAUGUAAGAUCUCAGAUCCGGAGAGAUUUGAAAAUAAUGAAAUUUUUUGCUGACACAAUAAAUUGGAUUCCGACUAUGGAAUGGCUGUCCUUACCCAGCGAAGUCAAUCAAUUUUCCAUAUUAAUGAAUAUUCAGUUGGAUCUAAGAAUCGAAGCGUUGAACUUAGAAAGAUUCAAUGAAAAUUUCAAAAAUUCUAUUCAGGUGAAGUUUCCAAAACCGUUUCUUCCCUUAUCAAAUAGGGAUGUUAUGUUCGAAGAGCAUGUAUAUGGCCUCUCCAUGGAAAAGUUUUUAUCUACGAAAAAGCAAAUUGACGAUGUUGAACUUUGUAAGAAGGUCAGCGAUCCUUUCGUUGACGCGUUUCUACAAAUGUUGAUUCUUGAUGAUUUUGUUCAUGCUGAUCUGCAUCCCGGCAAUGUUAUAAUCAGAUUUGUCAAGACGAACAAAUACGGCACAAACAUCAUAUCCUCCGAACUUGAAUCGUUCAGGAUAACGCACGCCUUAAGGAGGAAAAUAGAGGAAAACCGAGAUCAGGACUUUGUUGGAGAACUAAAGUCCGUCUUGACUAAUUACACUCCUCAAAUAUGUUUCAUCGAUACAGGAAUAAUUACAGAACUGAAUGAAAAAAACAGAAUAAAUUUCAUAGCGCUAUUUAAUGCAUUGGCUCGAUUUGAUGGUUAUAGGGCUGGUGAGUUGAUGAUUGAAAGGUCAAGGACUCCAGAAACAGCCAUUGAUAAGGAAGUAUUUGCUUUCAAAGUUGAAAAGCUAGUGGAUAAAGUUAAACAAAGAACAUUUACACUGGGAACUGUCUCAAUUGGUGAUUUGCUCGACCAAAUGCUAAGUAUGGUACGGUCCCAUCAUGUUAGAAUGGAAUCUGAUUUUGUUUCUGUGGUAGUUGCUAUUUUACUUUUGGAAGGUAUUGGACGCCAAUUAGAUCCAAACUUGGACUUAUUUGAAAGUUCGCUGCCUAUAUUACGUGAAUUUGGGUUUAAGCGGGAAGCCAAAAGUCUCUUGAAAGAUGCAAGCACAUUAUCAAUGCUCAAGAUAUGGGUUGGUUUAGAAGUGCGUCAAUUAAUGCAUCUCUCGAUGAAACAAAUAUAUGAUCUUGUCAGGACUGACCAGCUGUGUCCUAAUUAUUAA
This is a messenger RNA of Saccharomyces paradoxus, 1974 nucleotides long. It is a transcript of the gene CQD1, whose product is annotated as Cqd1p. The record is from RefSeq and is a predicted model, not a curated record. The transcript has 2 exons. Bases 1 to 1974 code for a protein of 657 amino acids. NCBI's taxonomy places the organism in Eukaryota, Fungi, Ascomycota, Saccharomycetes, Saccharomycetales, Saccharomycetaceae. Gene Ontology annotation, cellular component: mitochondrion.